CGGGCCGAGGAGGGCCGGGAGGCUGUGGCGGUUAAUUCUUUUCGCCGUGCGUCUUCGCUGCCCUGCGUCGGGGCUGCUCUUAGGCUGCGAGAGAUGGUCAGGUCCGGAACUCGAGCAGGCCAGGUGUUAUCUUCAGGAAGGCACACUGGACCUGCUAAAUUAACAAAUGGAAGGAAACGGACCCAUUUAAGAAAAAUAGCACGUUUUAAUGCAGAUUCUGGCUAUCCCAUCCAUUCUGAUUCAGAAAGUCAGACUGAAACCGUACAGGGGCUUGACGGCUGUGCUUCUUUGCUGCGGGACAUUAUGAGAAAUGAAGAUUCAGGUACAGAAACAGCAUAUUCAGAAAAUAGAUAUAAUUCUAGAACUUCAGAAGGGAAAAGAUACGGAUCUAAAAAAAAAGGACAGGACAAACAUACUAUUCCUUUAGUCCAGAAAGAAAUGUUAUCCUCAAAUAACAAGAAACAGAUACCCAAUGAAGCUUCUGCUGGAAGUAAAAGAAACACAUCAGACAUACCUCAAAAUUGGUCACUGCAGGAUCAUUAUAGAACAUACUCACCCAUAAUAUACCAAGCCCUCUGUGAACAUGUGCAGACUCAAAUGUCACUGAUGAAUAAUUUGGCCUCAAAGAACAGCACAAAAGGAAUCCCUGCUGUACCUUGCCAUACUGUGUCUGGUUCUGAAUCCCAGGCAACAUCACAGUCUAAUUAUGGCUUAUGUACCUCCAUUCCAGUCUGGUCAGCUCAGCAGCCACCAUGCCCUUCAGUGGUUCAUGCUGAAGUUCAAACCUGUGGUGACAACCAGUUUGCAUCACAAGGCAGAACAGUUUCUGUGAACUGUAGUGGUGUUCCAAGGAAUUCACCGAAUACCAGUCCUGCACUUCCACGCAGCCUGCCCCACACUGACAGAUCAGCUCUUCCAACAUUUCAGCAGCUGGGUCUUGCUAAUGGGACUCUGCCACAAGGAGUUCCUAAGGAAGCAGACCUACUAAAGUGUUUUCAAACAUAUAUGUCUCUGUUUCAAUCUCAUGGAAAAGAAACUCAUCCUGACAAUCAGACAUACCAAAGCCCUACUCGAUCACAACAAGCUUUCUUGGCAAGUAGUGAAGACAAAGAUACCAGAGAACAAAUUGGAGAGUCCACCAGUGAAGGAAAGGAUUUAAACAUACAUAAACAAGAUGCAAAAAUAGUCAAGGAUGUACAGAAGGCCAAAAAUGUGAAUCAGACUGCUGAAAAAGUUAGAACUAUAAAGUAUUUGUUGGGAGAGCUCAAGGCCCUGGUAGCAGAACAAGAGGAUUCAGAAAUUCAGAGGUUGAUUACAGAAGUGGAGGCCUGUGUAUCUGAGCUUCCAGCUGUAAGUGGAAACACAAAUAUUCAAGUUGAGAUAGCAUUGGCCAUGCAGCCAUUAAGAAGUGAAAAUUCUCACUUACGAAGGCAAUUGAGAAUUUUGAACCAGAGACUUAGAGAACAAGAAAAAACAAAAAAGACAACUGGUUCUUUGGAAUGCAACCUUGAAUUGUUUUCUCUUCAGUCAUUAAACAUGUCACUGCAAAAUCAACUACAGGAGUCACUGAAGAAUCAGGAAUUACUACAAAGUAAAAAUGAAGAGCUCCUAAAAGUGAUUGAAAAUCAGAAAGAUGAAAACAAAAAAUAUACUAGUAUAUUUAAAGAAAAAGAUCAAACUAUACUUGAAAAUAAACAGCAGUUUGACAUUGAGAUAACAAAAAUAAAAAUUGAACUAGAGGAAGCCUUAGUUGAUGUGAAAAGCUCCCACUUUAAGUUGGACACUGCUGAAAAGGAAAAUCAGAUACUAGGAAUAACAUUACGUCAGCGUGAUGCCGAGGUGGCUCGGCUGAGAGAGUUAACCAGAACCUUACAGAACAGUAUGGCCAAGCUGCUCUCAGAUCUUAGUGUGGACAGUGCGCGCUGCAAGUCUGGGAAUAACCUCACCAAAUCACUUCUGAACAUUUAUGAUAGACAACUUCAGCAUGAUCCAAUCCCUGCUCACACUUCCAUAAUGAGCUACCUAAAUAAGUUAGAAACAAAUCACAGUGUUGCACAUUUGGAACCACUGUCUACAGUUAAAAAUGAGGAAACGACAGAGCCAGAUAGACCUUAUGAAAAUGUUCUGCCAUCGAAAGGCCCUCAACCUAGAAACACUAGCGGCAGGGAAGAAGAGCCUGUGUCUGGAAUUAUUUCUGCCCUUUCAAAGCAGGAUUCAGAUGCAGAGAAUGAAACUUUGACUGUAAUAGAAGAUGAAUGUAACUUGGAUAGUACAGUUUACAUUCCUUUUGUUAGAAGCACUUCUAAAAUGAAUUCACCACUUUCAAAGAGACUGUCCCCCCAGCCGCAGAUGAGUGUUGCUGCCACACAACUCAUCGGGAACAGUGGACUUUUCUCUGAAACAGAAAAGAAACUGUGUGCACCUGCAGUAUCUUGUUCUUCAAGACAAGAAGUAGAAGAUGCACAUGAAAAACUUUCCAGAACAGCUGAUAUGGAGGACAAACAGCUCCUGAAGAAAAUAAAGGAAGCAAUUGGUAAGAUCCCUGUUGCCAGGGAGGAUCCAGAGGCUACAUGUCAGGGCCCUUCAGCUUGUCACAAAAGCAGCGUUCGAGUGAAAGGCAGCACUGCCUGUGAUGGCAGUGUUCUCAAUUCUGACUUGAUGUCUGACUGGAGCAUCUCUUCUUUUUCAACAUUCACUUCUCUUGAUGAACAAGACUUCAGAAAUGGCCUUGCGGCAUUGGAUGCCAACAUAGCUAGACUCCAGAAGUCCUUACGGUCUGGUCUUCUGGAGAAAUGAACUAAGAAGAAAACUAAUUGAGUGCUUCCUCUUUUUAAGAUUAGAACUUGGCUACAUUGAAGGUAUAUUUUAAGUUUCUUUAGAGAAAUAAUGUUUAUAUUAAUUAUGUAUAAAAUAAAUUAUAUGACUAAUAAAUCUAUUAUUGAAUUAUUUUGACACUGUGGAGCUUACAAAA
Molecule: messenger RNA, 2971 nt
Organism: Lepus europaeus (European hare)
Lineage: Eukaryota; Metazoa; Chordata; Mammalia; Lagomorpha; Leporidae
Gene: CCDC14
Product: coiled-coil domain containing 14
Exons: 13
Coding region: 94-2796 (900 amino acids)
Biological process (GO): protein localization to centrosome
Cellular component (GO): centriolar satellite
Source: RefSeq, a predicted model, not a curated record